AUGCGCACCACCACCACCUCAUCGUACAACGACCGGUCCCUUCCCGUCGCCCUCUUCCACGGCACGUACGCGCUCGGUUGCCAUGAGACGCGAAAGCAGUGUGAAGGCGAAGGGCAGGCAGCCAUCAUCCAUCAGCGUGUGUACCAGAGCACGACGAAGAAACAGAGAGAAUCAAUCCUCGAAUCAAUCGGCUCGCAUUAGAAGAAAAUAAGACGACGUAACGACAAAAUGCAAGACGCAAAAGUAGUGAAACAGUGCCGAGGGCGACGGAAAGCCCGCGUUCCCUCCGCGAAAAGGGGAAUAAGCCCGCCGCCUCCUCCCUCGGCUGAUCGUCCCAAAGCGGCUCGUCUAUGUCGGUGUCUCGAAGGUGGUAUCAUGGCCGAUGGAAACGAUCAUCAACUUUUGUAAAACACUUCCUCAGAAACCCCUCCCAUGUAAAUGCACGAAAACAACCUCGCCCGUUCUAUUUGGGAAAUGCGUUCGUUGGACUCUGGAAAAUCAAAACCUCUAGCCGUCC
Messenger RNA from Verticillium alfalfae VaMs.102, 517 nucleotides. RefSeq lists its product as hypothetical. Lineage: Eukaryota; Fungi; Ascomycota; Sordariomycetes; Glomerellales; Plectosphaerellaceae. The coding region runs from base 1 to 201 and encodes 66 amino acids. The record is from RefSeq and is a predicted model, not a curated record. The transcript has a single exon.